Odocoileus virginianus texanus is the source of this 2969-nucleotide messenger RNA. The record is from RefSeq and is a predicted model, not a curated record. NCBI's taxonomy places the organism in Eukaryota, Metazoa, Chordata, Mammalia, Artiodactyla, Cervidae.
AUGCCCUUCCUUGGUCUCUCUAAAGAGAUGGUGUCAAGCAUUUGUCAUCGAGGAUCAUUACUGCCUUUCCUCCUGGAGACAAUCAGAGAGCCGACAGCCUUCAUUCCAGUGCAGAGGGAGUUUACGGGUCUUGCCCUCUGGUCUCUGGUUAGGCUUUGUUAUUGCUCUGAUGCACUUCCUCGACAGCAGGAGUGCUCAGAGACCCAGCCCCUGUCCGUGGACCAGCGUCCUUCCGUGUUGGCACUCCCUUCUUCCAGCUCUUGGACAUUUGAAAAAGGACGCAUCUACACAUUCAUUGGAGAAGUCGUCGUCUCUGUGAAUCCCUACAAGUCGUUGAACAUCUAUGGGAGAGACACGAUCGAGCAGUACAAAGGCCGUGAGCUGUACGAGAGACCCCCGCAUCUUUUUGCCAUUGCUGAUGCUGCUUACAAGGCUAUGAAGAGGCGAUCGAAAGACACUUGCAUUGUGAUAUCAGGGGAAAGCGGAGCCGGUAAAACAGAAGCCAGUAAGUACAUCAUGCAGUACAUUGCGGCCAUCACCAACCCCAGUCAGAGAGCGGAGAUCGAAAGAGUGAAGAAUAUGUUGCUUAAGUCUAACUGUGUCCUGGAAGCUUUUGGAAAUGCCAAAACCAACCGCAAUGACAACUCAAGCAGGUUUGGAAAAUAUAUGGAUAUCAACUUUGAUUUCAAGGGAGACCCAAUUGGUGGACACAUCAAUAACUACUUAUUGGAGAAGUCUCGAGUUAUUGUGCAACAGCCAGGAGAAAGAAGCUUUCAUUCUUUCUAUCAGUGGCAGUGGCAGUUCCAGCAUGAGGGGAAACCAGUCCCGAAGAACAUAUGCACUUGGCGAGGGGUGAACACAUCAGUGUUUCAUCAGCAGGAAAGAAGUAGGGCUGGAAAAUGCCCUUUAGUUUCCUGUUUUCAUUCCCAGUCGUCUAUCAAUGAUGCUGCAGAAUUCAAAGUAGUAGCCGAUGCCAUGAAAGUAAUUGGCUUCAAACCCGAGGAGAUUCAAACAGCGUAUAAAAUCUUGGCUGCUAUUCUUCACUUGGGAAAUUUAAAGUUUGUAGUGGAUGGUGACACCACUCUGAUUGAAGACGGCAAGCUUGUAUCUGUCAUCGCAGAAUUGCUGUCCACCAAGACGGACAUGGUGGAGAAAGCCCUCCUCUACCGGACGGUGGCCACGGGCCGUGACAUCAUCGACAAGCAGCACAGCGAGCAGGAAGCCAGCUACGGGAGGGACGCCUUCGCCAAGGCCAUAUACGAGCGCCUUUUCUGUUGGAUUGUUUCCCGCAUCAAUGAUAUUAUUGAAGUCAAGAACUCAGACACCACCAUCCAUGGGAAGAACACUGUUAUUGGUGUCUUGGAUAUCUAUGGCUUUGAAAUCUUCGACAACAACAGCUUUGAGCAAUUCUGCAUCAAUUACUGCAACGAGAAGCUCCAGCAGCUGUUUAUUCAGCUGGUCCUGAAGCAAGAACAGGAGGAGUACCAGCGGGAAGGAAUCCCCUGGAAGCACAUCGAUUACUUCAACAAUCAGAUCAUCGUGGACCUGGUGGAGCAGCAGCACAAGGGGAUCAUUGCCAUCCUCGAUGAUGCCUGCAUGAACGUCGGCAGAGUCACCGAUGAGAUGUUCCUAGAAGCACUCAACAGUAAACUGGGCAAACACGGUCAUUUUUCCAGCCGCAAGCUCUGCGCCUCAGACAAGAUCCUGGAGUUUGAUCGAGAUUUUCGAAUUCGACAUUAUGCAGGGGACGUGGUGUAUUCUGUCGUUGGUUUUAUUGACAAAAACAAAGACACUUUAUUUCAAGAUUUCAAGCGCCUCAUGUAUAACAGUUCAAAUCCUGUGCUGAAGAAUAUGUGGCCUGAAGGCAAGCUGAGCAUUACAGAGGUGACCAAGAGACCGCUGACCGCUGCCACCUUAUUUAAGAAUUCUAUGAUUGCUCUGGUAGACAACCUUGCAUCAAAGGAACCAUAUUACGUACGUUGCAUCAAACCCAACGACAUGAAAUCCCCACAUAUCUUUGAUGAUGAACGCUGCCGGCAUCAAGUAGAAUAUCUUGGACUCCUAGAAAACGUGAGGGUGCGUCGGGCAGGCUUUGCCUUCCGCCAGACCUACGAGAAGUUUCUUCACAGGUACAAAAUGAUCUCUGAAUUCACCUGGCCCAACCAUGACCUCCCCUCAGACAAAGAAGCUGUCAAGAAACUGGUCGAAUAUUGUGGCUUUCAGGACGAUGUGGCUUAUGGGAAGACCAAAAUUUUCAUUCGAACACCCCGAACAUUGUUUACCUUGGAAGAGCUCCGUGCUCAGAUGCUUGUCAGGAUUGUCCUCUUUCUACAAAAGGUGUGGCGGGGCACCCUGGCCCGCAUGCGGUACAAGAGGACCAAAGCAGCACUGACAAUUAUCAGAUACUACCGUCGUUACAAAGUCAAGUCCUACAUCCACGAGGUGGCCAGACGCUUCCACGGCAUCAAGACCAUGAGGGACUAUGGCAAGCACGUGCAGUGGCCAACCCCGCCUAAAGUUCUUCACCGUUUCGAGGAGGUCCUACAGGCCAUUUUUAAUAGAUGGAGAGCAUCCCAACUUAUCAAGACCAUACCUGCUUCAGACCUGCCUCAAGUUAGGGCAAAGGUUGCAGCCGUGGAAAUGUUGAAGGGUCAACGGGCUGACCUUGGGCUCCAGAGAGCCUGGGAAGGCAACUAUCUUGCUUCGAAACCAGAUACACCUCAGACCUCAGGCACAUUCGUCCCCGUUGCGAAUGAACUGAAACGGAAGGACAAAUACAUGAACGUCCUCUUUUCCUGUCAUGUCCGUAAGGUGAAUCGAUUUAGUAAGGUGGAAGAUCGAGCAAUUUUUGUCACUGACCGUCACCUGUAUAAAAUGGAUCCCACUAAGCAGUACAAGGUGAUGAAGACUAUCCCUCUAUACAAUGUAAGUGCUCUCUGCUUCACUCUAAACAAAGGAUUUUUACCCUG